AUGCUAUUAUAUUAUUUCGCGAGUGCUGUCAAGUCAAUACAGUUUCACGUGGACGAUGACAUCAUUGACAAACUCAAUUAUUACUACACAACUGCCAUUAUCACAGGUCAGUUGAUGAACACUCUAAAACCAGAGAUUAAAAACUGCGAGAAACCCAUGGCAAGUAAUGUAAAUCAGCCAGUUUCUGGAAGUAGAUCAUAUUUUUGCAAAUAUAGAUCAAAACAAAACUCGUUUUGUCACCACUAACAGGUGCUCGCAGACGUUUGAUACUAAUCUCAAUCUCAAUCUGAAAAAGAAGAGAAACAAAUAAAUCUUCAUCCGGUGAAUUAGAUCCCAUUAACCACGGUUCUUGAUCGCAUUGUAAACUAGGACAAACUAAACGAAACCAAUUGCAAAAUAGAAAAAUGAGUUAGGGCGUUACAAAGAUGUUUCCAAUUCAACAUGUGCUAUUCAUUGACAAAUUUGAAGCACAUGGAGGGAUAAUCGAAGAUCUCUGAUUUCUGAGUAAUUCAUUGAAAGUUGAAGGGAUCUGAAGAAUAAAAACGAAACCUGAGCCAAAAUGUCUUUUUUUCAGUAUUCGCGAUUCUGGUGUCAGCCAAACAGUAUGUCGGUGAGUCAUUUUCAUUUUUCAACUAAAGUUCUAGACACUUUGAAUAGAAAACAGUCAAAAUCUCCUCCCCUUAAGCCCCAAUCUUUUCAGGCUUUCCGAUCCAAUGUUGGGUGCCUGCCACGUUUACCGAACCCAUGGAACAGUACACAGAAAACUAUUGUUGGGUUCAAAACACCUACUUUCUACCGUUACACGACUACAUUCCACAUAACUAUGCAGAACGUGAAAAUCGCCAAAUCGGGUUCGCGUUUUCCAUGAAUUCUACCGAAAUAAUUGCGUUUUUUCAGGUAUUAUCAAUGGGUUCCGUUUGUGUUAGCUCUCGAGGCUCUUCUUUUCUAUGUGCCGACUAUUGUAUGGAGGCUACUCAGCUGGCAGUCAGGUAAUUUGUCAAACCAAGUUUCUGACAACAAGCAGAAAGAAAAUGUUGGGAUUUCGUUGUUUUCUAGCGGCAAAAAAAAAAUGAGAAAAUGCGAGAAGCAUCAAGAACGGCGUGAAGAACAACAAAAAUUUAUGCGUUAGGCUGGGCACCCCCCGUCGCUCCUUUUUUUCGUUUCCCUUACCUCAAGGGACCUCAAAAGAUACAUAAAUUUUGCCUACGUUCCUAUAUUUUAGCUACUUGUUGUUGUUUUUCGUGUAAAGCAUCAAGAGCAGGAAAGUUUAGAGGGAUAAAAUAAAAGAAUGAAUAAAUGACUAGAACAAUCAACAUUUUUAAUGUUUCAGGAAUUCACGUACAGUCAUUAGUUCAAAUGGCGUGUGAUUCAAGGUUGCUGGACUUGGAGUCAAGAAACAGGGCGUUACAAACUAUUGCCACUAAUGUCGAGGAGGCGCUUCACGUCAAACAUCAAGUGGUGAGUGCAUCUGAACAACUUCAAGCAGGAAACGUAUUCUUACAAAUGCAGCAUGAAUUCACGGGAACUCUGUGGUUUCUGAAUUUUCGGAAAAACUGAUUAUACUCAAAUUUAACCUGAAGAGUUCAAACAAACGAUAUUCAGAUGUCCGGAAAUCGUCUAAAGUUGCUCAACUUGAUCAUCUGUACACGGUCCUCCGGCGCCGCCGUCACCUUCCUCUACAUUUCCGUCAAAAUUCUGUACACGGUCAACAUUGUCGGUCAAAUCUUUCUCCUGAAUACGUUCCUCGGAAACCGUAGCAAAUGGUACGGUUUACAAGUUCUCAACGAUCUGAUGAACGGCCGCGAAUGGGAGGAAUCCGGCCAUUUCCCGCGAGUGACACUCUGCGACUUCGAGGUCAAAGUGCUGGGAAAUGUGCACCGACAUACGGUUCAAUGCGUUUUGAUGAUCAACAUGUUCAACGAGAAGAUCUUCCUGUUCCUCUGGUUCUGGUAUUUCCUUCUCGCCGGAGCUACCGUCUGCUCGCUUUUCUACUGGAUCUACAUCUCCGUCGUCCCGAGCAGGUUGGUUUUUGGUGAUUGGGGGAUGAAAAGCAAACAAAGCCAUUCAAAACUAACUGGGAUUGACAUCAUCAUUUGUCAAAAUUAGCUCUGGAGCUCAUUGGAUGACCCCAUUGCAUGCGGAACAUUGAGUUUUCUGAUAAUGUGCUUGUUAUUUUAUAGGCAACUCAACUUUGUUGGAAAGUAUCUGACCGGAAUCGAGGGAUACAAGAUGGUCGACUCACAAUCGCUUCGACGAUUUGUGUUCCACUUUUUGAGACAGGUGAGAUAGCUUUGAUUUGCAAAUGGAAUUUUUCUAUGAUAAGCUUGAAAAGCCAGUUUUUUGUUAGAGAUUCUCGGAACAUUACUUUAAACCAAGUUAUGUGUACUGUUCUAAUCAAUACAUUGUACAUUCAUAGAAAAAGACAUAGUAAAAUUAUUGUGGAUUGACUGAUUGCCGGUCACAAAAUCGAAGCUACGCAAUAAUUAAUUCCCGUAGAACAUUUGACAAAAUGAAAGUUUCAGGAUGGAGUCUUCCUUCUCAGGAUGGUGGCCACUCACGCCGGAGAGCUUCCAUGUUACGAAUUAGCGAAAACGUUAUGGAACAACUACUGUGACAACAAGGAGGGCAAGAUGCACGAUGUGUGA
Molecule: messenger RNA, 2645 nt
Organism: Caenorhabditis sp. 36 PRJEB53466
Lineage: Eukaryota; Metazoa; Nematoda; Chromadorea; Rhabditida; Rhabditidae
Source: the annotation of a GenBank genome assembly